UCCUCCAGCGUGUGUUUCCAUCUCUCAUCACUACAAGUGACAGAGCUUCAUCAGUCACUGUUGUAGCCACAGAUUCUGCUUUCUACAGCCAGUUCUUCAGAUAUAUCCAGAUAUGGACCGUGCCAGCUCGGUGGUGCUGCAGGCCUUAACCCAAGCUACGAGUCAGGACACAGCCGUGCUGAAGCCUGCCGAGGAGCAGCUCCGGCAGUGGGAGACCCAACCAGGCUUCUACUCAGUACUUCUGAAUAUCUUCAAUAACCACACGCUGGAUGUGAACGUCAGGUGGCUGGCGGUGCUGUACUUCAAAAAUGGCAUUGACAGAUACUGGAGGAGAGUAGCACCUCACGCGCUGUCAGAGGAGGAGAAGACAUCACUUCGUGCUGGUCUCAUCACAAACUUCAAUGAGCCCGUUAAUCAGAUAGCAACCCAGAUCGCAGUGCUGAUAGCCAAGGUGGCCCGUCUGGAUUGCCCCAGGCAGUGGCCGGAGCUCAUCCCAAUCCUGCUGGAGUCGGUGAAGGGUCAGGAUGGCCUGCAGCAGCACCGAGCGCUGCUUACCUUCUAUCACGUCACCAAAACGCUCGCCUCCAAACGCCUGGCGCAGGACAGACGGCUCUUCCAGGAUCUGGCGUCGGGCAUCUACAGCUUUGCGUGCUCUCUGUGGAGCCAUCACACCGACUGCUUCCUCCAGCAGAUUUAUGCCCAAGAUGAGGCGGCAGCGCUCAGCUCACUGGAGAGAACGCUGCUCUCCCUUAAAGUGCUUCGUAAGUUGACUGUCCAUGGAUUUCAAGAGCCCCAACACAAUAUGGAGGUGAUGGGUUUCCUGAACGCAGUGUUUGAAAGGCUAAAACAGUUCUUGGAGUGCUGUCGCCAAGUUGGGUCAGAAAGCACAUGCAGAGAAAAGCUGGAAAAGACCAUCAUAUUGUACACUAAAGUUUUGUUAGAUUUCCUGGAGUACCAUCCCUGUGCAUUCAUACCGCUGAUCCAGCGCUCUCUGGAAUUUGCCGUCAGCUACGUGUUCACACCUGCAGGAGAAGGCGUGACCUUCGAACGCUUCAUCGUUCAGUGCAUGAACCUCAUCAAGAUGAUUGUAAAAAAUGAUGCCUACAAACCAGCCAAGAACAUCGAAGACAGUAAACCUGAGAGUUUGGAGGCUCACCGGAUCAAGACGGCAUUCUUCACACACCCCACGCUGACAGAGAUCGGACGUCGGCUCGUCUCACACUACUUCCUUCUCACCGAGGAGGAGCUGGCGAUGUGGGAGGAGGACCCUGAGAGCUUCGCUGUUGAAGAAACGGGUGGGGAUUCCUGGAAGUACAGUCUACGGCCUUGCACAGAGGUGCUGUUCCUGGACAUCUUCCACAACUACAGCCAGACCUUGACACCGGUUCUGCUGGAUAUGGUUCAGAACCUCCAGGGUCCAACUAAUGUGGAGGAUCCUGUUCAGUUGCUCAUGAAAGAUGCAGUGUACAACGCAGUGGGGCUGGCAGCCUAUGAGCUGUUUGACAACGUGGAUUUCGACCAGUGGUUCAAGAAUCAGCUUCUUGGAGAACUGCAAGUCAGCCAUCACAGGUACAAAUUGAUUCGCAGGCGGGUCAUUUGGCUAAUAGGUCAGUGGAUUUCCGUCAAGUUCAAAUCUGACCUUCGGCCUCUGCUCUACGAGGUCAUACUCAGUCUCAUGCAAGAUCCCGACUUGGUGGUGCGGAUCGAGACUGCAACCACCCUCAAACUCACUGUUGAUGACUUUGAGUUCCGGACCGAGCAAUUUCUCCCGUAUCUGGAGUCGAUCUUUGGGCUGCUGUUCCAGUUGCUGCAGCAGGUGACGGAGUGCGACACUAAAAUGCAGGUGCUCCACGUCAUCUCCUGUGUCAUCGAACGAGUAAACAUCCAGAUCCGUCCUUAUGUGGGCUGUCUGGUUCAGUACCUGCCUCUCCUGUGGAAGCAGUCCGAAGAACACAACAUGCUUCGAUGUGCCAUCCUCACGACCCUCAUCCACCUGGUGCAGGGCCUCGGAGCUGAAAGCAAAAACCUGUACCCGUUCCUUCUUCCUGUCAUCCAGCUAAGCACUGAUGUUUCUCAGCCGCCUCAUGUAUAUUUACUGGAAGACGGACUGGAGCUUUGGUUGGUGACUUUGGAGAACAGCCCAGCCAUCACCCCUGAGCUGCUCAGAAUUUUCCAGAACAUGUCAGCUUUGUUGGAGUUGAGCUCGGAGAACCUGCGAACCUGCUUUCAGAUUGUUAAUGCCUACAUAUACCUGUCUGCCACAGAGUUCCUGCAGAAUUAUGCCGAGUCAUUGUGUCGGUCUUUUUGUGAUCUCCUGAAAGACAUCACAAAUGAAGGGCAGGUCCAAGUGCUUAAGGUGGUAGAGAUAGCUUUAAAGGUUAGCCCCAUACUGGGAGCCCACAUGUUUCAGCCCCUGCUGCCAGCCGUCUUCAGAGGUAUUGUGGAUGGUGAGAGAUAUCCCGUGGUGAUGUCCACCUACCUUGGCAUCAUGGGUCGCGUCCUGCUGCAGAACUCCAGUUUUUUCUCCUCUCUGCUCGCUCAGAUGGCGUCAGAGAACAACCAGGAGGUGGAUCAAUUGUUGGGCAGCAUCAUCGAGAUGUGGGUCGACCGGAUGGACAACAUAACUCAGCCUGAGAGGAGGAAGCUGUCGUCGCUGGCCCUGCUUUCACUCUUACCGUCCGACAACAGUGUGAUCCAGGACAAGUUCUGUGGCAUCAUUAACAUCUGCGUCGAGGCUCUCCACGACGUCAUGACAGAAGAUCCAGAGACGGGAACCUUCAAAGACUGCAUGCUGAUGAGCCAUUUUGAGGAGCCCAAGCUUAGUGAUGAUGAGGAGCCUCCAACUGAGCAGGACAAGAGGAAGAAACUGCUGGCCCUGGAGGACCCGGUGCACAGCGUUUCCCUCCAGCAGUACGUCUAUGAGAAGCUGAAGGUGCAGCAGGCCCUGAUGGGGGACCAGGGCUUCGGCGUCCUGAUGGAGACCGUCGACACGGAGCUCGUCAGGCAGCUCCAGGAGUUCCUGCAAGGCCUCUGAAUAAACCAGUCCUUCACUACCUUACUCACACAUCUUCGCCUAAUGCUCUCCUCCACCCAUGUUUUUGAAAUCGUACUGAAAAAGGCGAACCGUCUGCCAACCCGUGAACUCCCGAUUCAAACCUUCCCAACCUCUGCCCAUGCUAUGCCUUAUCUAUAAUCAAACCUAGCCUUGUUGACUCUCCUCAGCUAUCACCCCAACUUUUUUUUUUUGUUAUUGUUUUAUUGUCUAUAAAGAUUCAUGUGGGUGCUUGAAAAUGUCAGUUUUGCAACACUUUGAACCCACCCACGUGAAAACAACCCCACACUAUAGAGCUUCCACUCAAUUCCUCUAGUUUCUUCACUUUUUGUGGUUUCAAUGUAAAUUAGAUUUAAAAAAAAAAAAAAUCUGAAACAACAACGGUAUGAAUGUUGGAGGGGUUUUGGGAGUAUGAAGCAAAAAUCCUCUGCAGGUGCCAGAGCAGGAGCCUCGGACUAUUUUCUAUCGAGAAGCACGCAGACGUAGCAGAAACACGGACAACCCAAACCCAAAGGACCUAAAGCAGUGUUUACAGAAUCUAUUCUUGAAAUGAAA
This is a messenger RNA of Salarias fasciatus (jewelled blenny), 3607 nucleotides long. RefSeq names its product importin 11 (gene ipo11). The record is from RefSeq and is a predicted model, not a curated record. Gene Ontology annotation, biological process: protein import into nucleus. Gene Ontology annotation, molecular function: small GTPase binding. The transcript is spliced from 30 exons. Bases 113 to 3034 code for a protein of 973 amino acids. Gene Ontology annotation, cellular component: nuclear envelope; cytosol. NCBI's taxonomy places the organism in Eukaryota, Metazoa, Chordata, Actinopteri, Blenniiformes, Blenniidae.